Drosophila santomea is the source of this 6163-nucleotide messenger RNA. RefSeq names its product furin-like protease 1, isoforms 1/1-X/2 (gene Fur1). The record is from RefSeq and is a predicted model, not a curated record. Gene Ontology annotation, molecular function: serine-type endopeptidase activity. Gene Ontology annotation, biological process: peptide hormone processing. The transcript has 13 exons. The coding region runs from base 819 to 4574 and encodes 1251 amino acids. Gene Ontology annotation, cellular component: trans-Golgi network; Golgi membrane. Lineage: Eukaryota; Metazoa; Arthropoda; Insecta; Diptera; Drosophilidae.
UAUCGAACCGGUUCGCGGUGCGCUCCCAUCUCUAGUCGGGUAUUUAAGCGCGUUUCGCUGCAAAAGUGUCAGUUUCGUUCCAAAUUCCGAAGCGAGAGAUUGUCGUGGGAGGUUGUUGCGCGCGCCCUGUUCGCAUUUAUGUGUUUUUAUCGUGAUUCUGUCAACCGAAAUCAUAUGUUUUUAGCCAGGAGAGAGACGAUUGCCAGAACAGCAGCAAAACGGGCGGUGUACUGCGUUGAAAAAUUGAAAAUUAGCAAGCGCACGGCACACGCAGUGAUUGGGGCGAAUUAAAUCGGAAUUAAAAUAUGGUUAGCCAUUCGAAUUGCGUGAAAUAAAAUCGUGAAGAAAAACCAGAAAACAAAUUUGUUAUCGCUCUCCGUCUCUUUCUCUCUCCCAUUCUCGCUGCGAUUUGCUCUCCGUGUGUUUAUGUCUCAGCUGUCCAAGUGUGUGUGCGUCCCGUGUGUGUGUGCGGGUGUGUGUGACGUAUGUGCGUGCAAGUGUUUGUGAUUUUAUGUUGUUGUUUUGCCUGCUUUCGCGUGAAAUUCAACAACAACAUAAGCAGUAGCAGCAACAGCCAACAACAAAUUUAAAUUGAGAUUUUCCAUACAAUCCAAAGUUACAGGCGCCUAUUUUCCAGUCAUCAGUCUGAAGUCGGUCUGAAGUGCUAUCCUGGACAUUUCGUUUUAGCCGCCGCCUGGCUUCAUCUAACAUCCAAUUAAUUGAAAUAGUACAUUUGCAUCUCAGCAGCACGUUGAGCCCAUAAAAUCCAGUAUCCCGAGCAACGCGCACAGAAACCAUUGGAGAAACCCUCACGCACAAUGAAAAACGACGUCGUGCGAUGGAGCAGGCAGCCAACUAGCAACACCAACAAUAACAACAACAACAGCAGCAGCAGCAGAAGCAGCAGCAGUAGAAGCGGCAGCAACAGCAGUAGCACUCACAAGCACAGAAGCAAAAGCAACCAAUUAAAUGCUCGCCAAUUAGGGCCACAUGCAGCCAGAAGUUGUCAGCAGAGAGCCGAAGCCGCAACGCAGCUACAAGAUGAACAACAAACAAUCAUUGAAUGUGAUAUAGGAAAUUUCAAUUUCGAUUGCAAUUUAUUCAAAACUAGUUUUUUAACGCAACACAAACCGAAACUUAGUGGCAAGAGCAGCAGCAAAAGCAAAUGCAACAGAAACAGACCCUUGGCGAAAACGAAAGCGGUGUUGCUGUUAGCUCUGCAAUUUAGUGCCGUAGUUUUUUUAUGUAAUUUUAAUGUCGGUUUCGUGGCCGGAAGUGUGGCAACGGCGGCAUCAUCGGCAGGCGGCACAGCGCCACCAUCAUCUGCGCCCUCAUCCACGCCCACAGCUGCUGCACCACCGCCACCUUCGUCGCCACUCAAAGUGCAUCCAAAUGGCCAGUCGCCAGUGCUGCCGCCCUACAUCCUCGACUAUGAGACGGGUGGCAGGGCGAAGCUAACGCCCAACAAUGGCAAGUUCGCCCAGUCGGGCAGUUCCGGUGGCAAUAACAACCAAAUCGUCGGACACUAUACCCACACCUGGGCGGUGCACAUACCGAACGGCGAUAAUGGCAUGGCCGAUGCGGUUGCCAAGGAUCACGGUUUCGUCAAUUUGGGCAAGAUCUUCGAUGAUCACUACCACUUCGCACAUCACAAGGUCUCGAAGCGGUCGCUCACCCCCGCCACGCAUCACCAAACUCGCCUGGAUGACGACGACCGCGUCCACUGGGCGAAGCAGCAGCGGGCCAAGUCGCGAUCCAAGCGGGACUUCAUCCGCAUGCGACCCUCAAGGACCUCCUCGCGGGCCAUGUCCAUGGUGGACGCCAUGUCCUUUGACGACUCCAAGUGGCCGCAGAUGUGGUAUCUGAAUCGUGGUGGUGGCCUGGACAUGAAUGUGAUACCCGCCUGGAAGCAGGGCAUUACCGGCAGGGGCGUGGUGGUGACCAUUCUGGACGAUGGCCUGGAAUCCGAUCAUCCGGACAUACAGGAUAACUACGAUCCCAAAGCCUCGUACGAUGUGAACAGCCACGACGACGAUCCGAUGCCGCACUACGACAUGACGGACUCGAAUCGCCAUGGAACCCGCUGUGCCGGCGAGGUGGCAGCCGUCGCCAACAACUCCUUCUGUGCGGUGGGCAUUGCGUACGGCGCCAGUGUGGGCGGAGUCAGGAUGCUGGACGGAGAUGUCACGGAUGCAGUUGAGGCGCGCUCGUUGUCGCUGAAUCCGCAGCACAUCGACAUAUACAGUGCGUCCUGGGGACCCGAUGACGAUGGCAAGACGGUGGACGGACCCGGAGAGCUGGCAUCGCGCGCCUUCAUCGAGGGCACAACGAAGGGACGUGGCGGCAAGGGCAGCAUCUUCAUUUGGGCAUCGGGCAAUGGCGGACGGGAGCAGGAUAACUGCAACUGCGACGGCUACACGAACUCCAUCUGGACGCUGUCCAUCUCCAGUGCCACGGAGGAGGGACAUGUGCCCUGGUACUCGGAGAAGUGCAGCUCCACGCUGGCCACCACCUACAGCAGCGGCGGGCAGGGCGAGAAGCAGGUGGUCACCACGGACCUGCACCACUCGUGCACUGUCUCCCACACGGGCACCUCGGCGUCGGCCCCGCUCGCCGCUGGCAUAGCCGCCCUGGUGCUGCAGUCCAACCAGAAUCUCACCUGGCGCGAUCUGCAGCACAUUGUUGUGCGCACCGCCAAGCCGGCGAACCUCAAGGAUUCCAGCUGGUCCCGCAACGGGGUGGGGCGGCGGGUGAGCCACUCCUUUGGCUACGGAUUGAUGGACGCCGCCGAGAUGGUGCGCGUGGCCCGCACCUGGAAGUCGGUGCCGGAGCAGCAGCGGUGCGAAAUCAACGCUCCCCACGUCGACAAGGUCAUUCCACCGCGUACCCACAUCACCCUGCAACUGACGGUUAACCACUGUCGAUCGGUCAAUUAUCUGGAGCACGUCCAGGCCAAGAUUACGCUUACGUCGCAGAGACGCGGAGACAUUCAGCUCUUUUUGAGAUCGCCCGCCAACACCAGUGUCACGCUCCUAACGCCUAGGGUACAUGACAACUCCCGUUCCGGAUUCAACCAAUGGCCCUUCAUGUCUGUGCACACGUGGGGAGAGUCGCCACAAGGCAACUGGCAGCUGGAGAUCCACAACGAGGGACGCUACAUGGGCCAUGCUCUGCUCAGGGAAUGGUCGCUGAUCUUUUAUGGCACCACUCAGAGCAUUGGUCCCAACGAUCCGAUCUCGGUGCCCAAGCCAAGUGGCUCGGAGGCAACCACCCCGAAUAGCAGCAGCACCACCAGCAAUCUGCAUCAAGCCUAUUCACCCCAGUAUCCCCGCAUUCCACCCAAUAACUUUGGUAGCUCACCCUCGGGCGGGUCCAAGUUGCCACUGGGCAAAGUGCCGCCACCCAAUAAAUCCAGCUAUGUGACCAACAAUCCGCUGCUGAACUCUGCACCACCCAAGCAGGGCUACCAACAGAUUUCCGCCACCUACGGCGUGAUAUUGGGCAAAGCCAAUGGAAAGACUAACAAUAACAGCAAGGAGAAGACCAACAACAACAAGGGAAACAAGGGCAGCAAUGGUAACAAGGGAAAAUCAGGCGGAUCGGGCGGCAAUCGCAAGGAGCAGACCACCCAGAGCACCAUCAUUCUGACGAGCACCAGCAAGAACAAGUACUACCGCAUCUCGCAACAGCAGCAGCAGCAGCAGCAAAAGAGCAACAAGCAGGACAGGAAUGGAGUGCAGACACAGAGACCCAAGGCCAACUCCGGCGAGAAAUCCUACGAUGAGAAGAAUCGCAAAGUGGUGGGUGAGAUCACGACGACUUCCGGCAACGGAUCCAUCAAGGCAGCCAAGCAGGUGAAAGAGAGCACCACCUCCACGUCGAAUUCCCGCAUACCCAAGCUUUUCGAGCGCUACGAGAAGAUCCAGGCCAUUUUCCCCGAACUAGAACCCUAUGAGAACAGUUCGCCCAAGGGAAAACCGAAGCAGGCCAAGCAGGGCAAGCAAUUCGAGGUGGAUCUGUUUAGGCCCACCACUGGGGGAAAUAGUCGGCAGGGCAAUACGAAGAAAUCGCCAUCGGUGCCGCCGCCCUCGCAAACGAUGGCCACCCUCUCCAUAUUGCCCAUACUGCCCGCCGGCGGAAGUAGCUUCCUGCCGGAUCAGAAGAUCCUCAAGAAACAACAGCUGCUGAUGGCCGCCGCCGGGGUCAUGGCUUCUGCCCAGGAGGUGGAGGUGGAAAUGGAGGAGGUGCCGGCGACUCCUGAUUACGAGGCACGCAAGGACCACCGAAAGGAGGUCAACGGACCAAAUGCACAAAUCACACAAUGGGAUAUGAUAUUCUACGGCACCGAAACGCCCGCCCAACCCGAGGACGUGGCCAAUCCCAGCCAGUCGAACCAGUUCAAUCUGUAUGGCAACGAUAUGGCCCACAACGACGUCGAGUACGAUUCCACUGGCCAGUGGAGGAAUAUGCAGCAGGUGGGCGAUGUGGGCAUGACCCGAGAUCACAGCAACACCGCCGCGUGCCUUAAGUGGAGCGAUCGCAAGUGCUUAGAUAUUGCCAAGCCAGCCAAGUAGUCGCGCCACAGUUUGAAAGGCACUGUACGCAAGCUUAAGCUUUUUAAUUGUAUUUUUUGCCUAUUAUUUGAGUCCCCUUCUUGUUUAUCUGGUUUUGGAUAAGAAAUAUUGUUUAAUGCCAUGCAGCCAAACGAAAGGAAUGUUCAACACACAACACAACAACCACUGCAGUUUAGAGUUCAUAGUAAAAGACUGUUUCUUAAAAUUAAAUCUUAAAAACUAAAUCUUGGACAGCGGUAAAUGAUUGAAAUGGGUCGAUGGCGUGAAAGGAUGCGAAAAAUAAAAACCAAAUCUAAGUAAUUAAUGGAAAUAUUUCUAGAGUUUAAGGCGCUAAGCAAAGCAAACCACUUUUGUAUCAAAAAUAAACGAAAACAAAACGAGAAAUGGUCAUGAACAUAAACAUGACCAAGUAAAUAAUAUCCUAAGGUGUAGGGGUGAAGCAUAGCGUAAUAAUUGAAAAGUAGGCAGCAACCACUAAACAAUUAAAUCGUAUUUAUAUUAAACAAUUUAUAAAAAGUUCCUGCAGUUUUCAACAUAAAUCUAAAACGCGAAACACACUAAUUACUACAAAUUUUACACUUAAUUGCCGGUUUAUUUUGUCCACAAUGCAAACAAAAACACAAACAAAACAUAUCUCUGUUACAAAUUUGUUGCUUACUUAAAUCAUUAUUAUUAAACACAAAUCAAAAGCAAAUUGAGUGCAAUAAUUAUUAUUAAAUCUUUAAAACUGUAUUAAGCAGCAGCAAAAUCUUCAAAUGAUUUCGUUUCUUAUCAAACCGACAAACAAAAACAUAUCAUUUAAUAUUUGUUUGAUUUCGGAACUAAGUACAAAAACUAUGUGUUUACUUAACAAAUUUUAUCCAAAUUUACUUAUCUCCUUUUGUGAUUUAUAUUUCUAUUCUAUUGGUUUUGAUUUAGAUAAAUAUUCCCAAUAUCUAUGCAUUUUCGUUGUAUGAAUAAUCAUAUCGUAACUGCACAAUAAACAAUACAAAUAUAAAUGUUAAUUUAAUAAACAAGUUAAUAGCGAUGUAACGAACAAGAGGUGGAGUAUCUUUUUGUUGUUGUUGUAAUUAGCAAACAUAAACACACCCACACACAUACUUAGCCAGAGCAUAAGAUAUAAACAAACUAAAGCUAGCAUUUCUCUAUCUGCAUUGACAAGCAAUCGAAAAUAGUUGAAUUAACCCCCCAAUUCCUCAGUAUACAUGUACUUUACGCACUAGCAGCGAACAAAGCCGAAAAUAUUAACCAAGCCAAUACACCGCAACACAAAACACAAACACUUACCAGUAUUUGCCGAAAACUUAGGCAAGUACCCACAUAAAUUAUGUUGAACAAAUUUCCAAGUGAGUUUGGUUAGGAACACAACAAAAUUCUGCUCCGUUUCCAAGUAUUCUGUUGUUCUUUAACGCACACGCAGUUUUGGUACUUAUUUAUCUUCGAGGGCCAGAAUACACUGGAAACAAAACUCUGAAGCAUUAAUUAGAGAGAAAGCCAAAUUAAUCUUUAAGCUUAUACUAAACAAAAUAAAACAAAAAAAUUCGAAAGAGAAAAACAAACAAAACAAAAAAAAAUGAGUAAAGAAAAAC